UAUGUCAUUUUUAUUAAGUCUUUUUUAACGUUACAUCGAACAUCGAUGUUAUAUUAAUAAGAUUUUUCUAGAUUAGUUCUAUUUAAUUUACACAUAAAUUGUAUUUUAAUCCAAAACAUUUUAAAAUUUUUUAUAAUACACAAUGUUGAUUAAAGUGAAAACGCUGACUGGCAAAGAAAUCGAAAUCGACAUAGAACCAACUGACAGAGUAGAAAGAAUUAAAGAAAGAGUUGAAGAAAAAGAAGGUAUACCACCACAACAGCAAAGGUUAAUUUUCUCGGGUAAACAAAUGAAUGAUGAGAAGACUGCUCAAGAUUAUAAAGUUCAAGGAGGAUCUGUAUUACAUUUGGUAUUAGCGCUAAGAGGUGGUAAUUCUAGAUUUCCGUAGAAUGUAUAAUAUUUUAAUUGUUUAAAUUACGAAAAUGGCGUUUAUAAUUUUUUCGGAUAUUUGUUUCCGAUUAAAAAAAAACCAAACAAACAACUUGAAACAAGAUAAGGUAAAAAAUUGUCAAAUAGAAUUAAUACAGCAAUGAUUUGUUAUUAAUAUUAUUACCAGAUCCUUUUUAAUAAAUUAUAUAUUUUUCUAUCCUAAAAAUUUAAUUAAAUUGUAUCUUUAAUUAAUAAAAAAAAACC
Molecule: messenger RNA, 633 nt
Organism: Adelges cooleyi (spruce gall adelgid)
Lineage: Eukaryota; Metazoa; Arthropoda; Insecta; Hemiptera; Adelgidae
Gene: Nedd8
Product: NEDD8
Exons: 3
Coding region: 143-388 (81 amino acids)
Biological process (GO): modification-dependent protein catabolic process; regulation of proteolysis; protein neddylation
Cellular component (GO): nucleus; cytoplasm
Molecular function (GO): ubiquitin protein ligase binding; protein tag activity
Source: RefSeq, a predicted model, not a curated record